This is a messenger RNA of Lindgomyces ingoldianus, 1847 nucleotides long. RefSeq lists its product as uncharacterized. Bases 87 to 1823 code for a protein of 578 amino acids. The transcript has 3 exons. NCBI's taxonomy places the organism in Eukaryota, Fungi, Ascomycota, Dothideomycetes, Pleosporales, Lindgomycetaceae. The record is from RefSeq and is a predicted model, not a curated record.
CGAUAUCCCCCUAGUCGCGAAUGGCAUUUCUCUUCCACUCCUGACAUCACCAUUUUCAACCGGCGCAUGAGCGCUCUGGCGCAACUAUGGCAGGGAAUGGAGGCGACUACUACUUCGACCUGACCACCGACCCUAUAUUCGAAGACGCUGUAUACCGAGCAGAAGUUCUGGGCUUGCCAGACAACGAGGACGAGGAUGCACUCGACGAGCAGCUCGCCAUGUCCGCCAAAGAGUCCGGCAUUGCAGACCCGUAUCGCCUUCUCAACCCCGAAGCGCAGGACCUCUCGACCGCUAUAUCGACCCUAACAGCACUAAGCGAGCACCGAAGUUCCAUGUCAAUUCACUCCCGGGAAUCACAAUCAACUGCCAUGACCUCGCAUCCUUCGCGGACGUCCAAAGAGAAUCCCUCUCUGGAGCCUUCGCCCACGGUGCGCACUCCUCCACCAUUCACGCGGCCCUCACUGUCUUUGGAAUACUAUGAUGCUGUUAUGGAUCGCUUUCGGCCUAGCAUUGGCCACCGCCAUUCUUCUUCUAAUGCCUCUGGUGCAACCUCGGUGCUCUCGACAACUUCUAGUCUACCAGUGCUAUCCAAGCUCGCUACCGCCCGGAAGCCGAAGCGGACGUCUAGUCUGUUUUCCAUGUUCAGGAAAGACUCCAGCACUUGCCCUUCUCGGUCGCGCCAUGGCCACCACGUCAAACCACUCAGUCCCAAGCUAGACUGCGGCCACAGUCUCUCCAAAUACGCAAUUCGCGUGCACAUCCAAGAAGCUCUAGAUAGAAAGGAACAUAUGGCACCCAAUUGCUGCGGAAAAGCUUUGCCUCGGUCGAUUCUUGAAACAGUGCUGAGCAAAGAAGAGACGGACAUUGUGAUGGCGGAUGAUUUGCAAUCCCCAGUCGCAGUGUAUGAUUUACAGCAAGACUCUGGCUACAGCGAGGACGGCAUGUCAUCUAUUGAUCUCCCUCAUUCCCCGGGCACCCAAUCUCACCCUACAGGGUCUUUCGUUACUACCCCAGGUACACCCAACAGGGAGCUAACCCAGGAAGGCGAAGACUUCCUCACUUCAGUCCUCGCGGACGAGACGUUCAAAAGCCUGAGAGCCCAGCAAAAGGAACAGUUUCGGCGUGUUGCCGCGUUCGAGUCAACCCAACGAAAAGCAUUAUCAACAUACCACCAAUGGACACUAACGCGGCUUGCUUCCCAACUUGAGACGACCAAAUCGGAGAGGAUGAAACAGCAUGUGUUAGAUCUCGAACGUCUAGACGAGUUUCAAAUCGUUGCUGAACACGACCUCCGCAAAUCCCACGACCAAGAAACGCAAAAUGUUGCCACUGCCUUGAAAUAUAUGGAAGCUUAUUGCUCUGGUUCCAAUCCCACAAAUCCGGAUACAGCACAUAUUGUGACGGAAGAAGAUCGCAAGAAGCUAGCUCGUCAAUAUCUCAUUCAACAGAAGCUCCCCGGCAAACAUGAGAGUGCCAUUAAUGUACUACGGGCGAAACAAGAGAAGAACACAAAAUUGAAACUACAGAAGCAGCAAACAGAGCUUCAGCAGCUAGACGCAGAUCACGAGCGAGAAAAAGGUGCGGAAGAAUUGCAUCAUGUGAAAAACUUGACUCGUCUAGAAUCCCUCAUAGAGUCCCGAAGAAGAAAGAUUAUGAGUAGAUGGGACCUAAGAUUCGAGAUAUGGAGACGAGACUGGAACAGUCAGCAUGGAACGACGCUGAGCGGGAACCUGCCGCACGAAGAAUGGCCCAACCUAGCGGAUAUUGAAGAUCCGGUUGACGAGUCCAGUUCGUUGGCCCUUUAUCUUUUGGUCAUGCGUUGAAAGACUGCUUGCUUUGUCGCUUGC